AAUUCCUAUUGGUGCAUAUGAAAAAGUUCCUGACAGGUAUAAAAAUGUGAAUAAACACUUGGCUCAGCCAUUCUGGUAGAUUACUUAGUUCUCUCUACUUCCAUCUCUUCUGCAAAAAGGGUAUAGAUUUGAUCGAAGAAGAUGGGUAGGCUUUUUUUAAUCACUCUUGAAGGCAACAUCUAUAGUUGCAAACACUGUCACACCCAUUUGGGUCUUGCUGAUCACAUUAUUUCUAAGCUGUAUACAAUCUCAGGCAUGUAUCCUCACUCGGCCUUUCACUCUUUUCUCCAGACAUUCCAAUGCAGGCAUGGGAGGGCUUACCUCUUUGAUCGAGUUGUGAAUGUUACUCUUGGAGAGAAAGAAGAGCGGAUGAUGCUGACUGGAAUGCACUCUGUUGUUGACAUAUUCUGUGUGGGAUGUGGCUCUAUUGUGGGGUGGAAAUAUGAAGCUGCGCAGGAGAAGAGCCAAAAGUACAAGGAAGGGAAAUUCAUCCUUGAGAGCUUCAAUCAAAUAUUUGCCCAAAUGCAUACCGAGUUAUUUUGGUUCUUCCUGCCAAGUAGGUUUAAGAUCUUGAGUCCAGAUGGAAGCAGCUAUUCAAUAAUUCAAGAUGCUCAGCUUGGAGGAAGUGAUACAGAUGAACCUUGAGUAACCUUCUGCUUCACCAUUCAUUAUCCCUUGAGAAUCAAAGAUCUAUUACAAUUGUAUAUCCUCUCAAUUUCUUGCCUUCGUCGACACAAGCAACCUCAAAUUGCUUUUAGUACAGAUGCAAGUAGCUUAUAUAGACAAGUUUUGCAGGAUCUUUUUAGAAUGGUCAAUUACAAUACUUUUUAGUUUCUCUGGUUUUCC
Messenger RNA from Capsicum annuum, 846 nucleotides. RefSeq names its product protein yippee-like. The transcript has 6 exons. Lineage: Eukaryota; Viridiplantae; Streptophyta; Magnoliopsida; Solanales; Solanaceae. The record is from RefSeq and is a predicted model, not a curated record. Gene Ontology annotation, cellular component: ubiquitin ligase complex. Bases 142 to 645 code for a protein of 167 amino acids.